Rhizopus microsporus ATCC 52813 is the source of this 2086-nucleotide messenger RNA. RefSeq lists its product as uncharacterized. The coding region runs from base 425 to 2086 and encodes 553 amino acids. Gene Ontology annotation, molecular function: amino acid transmembrane transporter activity. Gene Ontology annotation, biological process: amino acid transmembrane transport. The record is from RefSeq and is a predicted model, not a curated record. The transcript is spliced from 9 exons. Lineage: Eukaryota; Fungi; Mucoromycota; Mucoromycetes; Mucorales; Rhizopodaceae. Gene Ontology annotation, cellular component: membrane.
GUAACUAUAGAAAUAUGAAAAAAAAGGAUACGAUAUACUAUAUUAGGAAACCAAAAGGACAAAUCAUGUAUCGCGUGAAUCAUAUCUCUAUGGUAACCAAUGAAUUGUCUCUGAUUAAGUGUGCAGUUUUAGAUGUUCUUGAGCACAAACAGAGUCCAGGGCAUUACAAAAUUUCCGAGAAAUAGGAUAUGAAUAACUUACAUGUAAACACCUGACAAGUAGUUUUGUCUUUUUGUAUUGUAACGACGUAAAAAAAAGGAAGAACACGAAGCUCGGAGUGGCAAUUCUGAUGAUAAAGACAAAAAGAAAAACUUUUUUUAACGUAUGAUUGGUAGAAGACAAACUAGCGUAUAAAUGACAGACGGUGAGUUUUUCCUUUCUUUUUUUUUCUUUUUUUUUUUUUUUUAAUUAACCAUAGCACGCAAUGGAUAUACGACAUGAUCAUAAAAUAGAUCAAGCGGAACGAGGAAACAUGGAGAAUGAUAAUCCCAUGAGAGUGUUCAACAAUGAAAAAGUAGAAGCUUAUGAUCAAACCAACUUCUCAAUUGAAGAUAUACCCGAUGGAACAAUACAACACACUACAGGCACUCAACCAAGAAGAGGAUUGAAUGCUCGUCAUAUUCAAAUGAUCUCACUUGGUGGAUGUAUUGGUACGGGUUUAUUCCUUAACUCUGGGCAAAACAUUGCUAUGGCUGGCCCUGCAGGUGCAUUGAUUGCCUACUGUGUUGUGGGAAUAAUGGUUUACUGCCUGAUGACCUGUUUGGGUGAAAUGGCUACUUAUAUGCCAGUUUCUGGAUCAUUUAACCACUAUGCAGCAAGAUUUGUUGAUCCUGCUCUUGGUUUUGCUUUAGGUUGGAACUAUUGGCUUUCGGCUGUUACCAUUGCUGCAGAAAUCUCUGCUGCUGCUACGAUCAUCAACUGGUGGAAACCUGUCCUUCCUGAUCCCGCCUGGUCGACUAUCUUUGUUCUGCUCAUUCUGUCCAUCAACUUGUUUGGUGUCCGAUUAUAUGGUGAACUCGAAUACUGGUUUGCUAUUCUCAAGAUCCUCAUUGUUAUUGUCUUUAUUAUCAUUGGCAUAUGCGUAACUACGGGAGGAUUAGGAGGCCACGUCAUUGGUUUUCAAUACUGGAAGGAUCCUGGCCCAUUCACGGGUGGAGGACUUGGUACACUCAACGUCUUGCUCUCGGCCGGUUUCUCCUUUAUGGGUACAGAGAUUGUUGGUAUUACAGCUGGUGAAGCCAAGAAUCCUACCAAGACGGUACCUCGCGCCAUUAAAAACACAUUCUGGCGUAUUGUCUUCUUUUAUAUCAUUACCAUCUUCUUGUUAGGCAUGUGUAUCCCUUACACAAACCCUAAUUUGGCCAAUGCUGAUGGUGAUCCAGGAACCGCCUCUUUUACUAUUGUUUUUACUUUGGCCGGUAUUGAAGUAGGCGCACACAUCAUUAACGUUGUCAUCUUGAUCAGUGUGUUGAGUGCUGCUAACUCAUCACUUUAUACCUGCUCUCGUACAUUGCUUGGUCUCGCCAAGGAUGGCUUAGCACCUAAAUGGUUAGGUCGAAUGAAUCGUUGGGGCUCUCCUUACAUUGCCGUACUCGUUUCUUCCAUCGUCGGUUUUCUUUGUGUAUUUGCCUCGAUCUACAGUGCCUCUGUAGCAUUCGUUUGGUUCCUGAGUAUUACCGCCGUCAGUGGUUUUAUCAGUUGGUGGGGUAUCGCUGUGGUUCACAUUCGAUUCAGACGUGCAUUCAAAGCUCAAGGAAGAGAGUUAUCUGAUUUGCCUUAUCGGGCAUUUGCUUACCCAUGGUCUGCCAUCGUUGCUAUUGUCUUGACCACUUUUAUUAUCCUUGGACAAGGUUACUCCUCAUUCACUCCUCAAUUUGAUGCUGUUAAAUUUGUCACUAGCUACAUCGGGCUUGUCCCUGUAACUGUUUGGUAUCUUGGUUACAAGAUCAUCAAGCGAAGCAAGGUUGUGCCUUUAGUAGAUGUUGACUUUGAAACCGGACGUGUCACUCGUCUGGAUAUAGAAAAAGACAAGGAAGAAGAUGAAGUAUUGCCUUGGUAUAGAAAAGCAUUGGCCUGGGUCGUAUAG